AUGUCAACACAGAUUUCUCAUCUGGAACCAUGGCACACCUUAGCCGGAAAAGUUGUCCUCGUCACCGGAGCUUCUGCCGGCAUCGGCCGUGAUAUUUGUCUCGAUCUCGCACAAGCCAGCUGCCGUGUUGUCUUGGCAGCUCGUCGUGUUGACCGCCUCCUGUCUGUCUGUGACGAAAUCAAUGGUGACUUAUCAGAAAACCUCCGUGCAGUUGCGGUGGAGCUCGAUGUCGCAGCCGACGGCUCCGCCAUAGAGAAGUAUGUGCAGAAAGCGUGGGAAGCUUUUGGGCAUAUUGAUGUGUUAAUAAAUAAUGCUGGUAUCAGAGGAAAUGUUAAUUCACCUUUGGAAUUGUCUGAGGAAGAAUGGAAUAAUGUGUUUAAAACAAACAUAACUGGUACAUGGUUGGUGUCAAAACAUGUAUGCAAACUAAUGCGCGAUUCAAACAGAAAAGGAUCAAUCAUCAAUAUCUCUUCAAUUGCUGGCUUAGAAAGGGGUCAAUUACCUGGAGCUACUGCAUAUGCAUGUUCAAAAGCAGGUGUAAACAUGCUAACAAAGGUGAUGGCAUUGGAAUUGGGGGCGUAUAAAAUAAGAGUGAAUUCGAUAUCACCCGGACUUUUCAAAUCGGAAAUCACUGAGAGUUUGAUGAAGAAAGAUUGGCUAAACAAUGUGGCCAUAAAAACGGUACCAUUGAAAGAUUAUGGCACUUCAAAUCCAGCGUUAACUUCAGUUGUUCGGUAUUUAAUUCACGAUUCUUCUGCUUAUGUGACCGGAAAUAUUUUUAUUGUUGAUGCUGGUGCUACCUUACCCGGCGUGCCUAUUUUUUCAUCACUAUGA
Molecule: messenger RNA, 834 nt
Organism: Vicia faba (fava bean)
Lineage: Eukaryota; Viridiplantae; Streptophyta; Magnoliopsida; Fabales; Fabaceae
Source: the annotation of a GenBank genome assembly